AUGUCGUGUUCUAAAGAAGAAAUCGAAAGAAAACGCCUGGCUGCGCUUCAGAAACGACAAAACCUGCUUGCUAAUCGAAAUACUCCUGUAAAACCAAACCCUACGCAAAGUACUCAAUGCAGGAGUCCGCUACCCUCGUCAUCAAAUAGUGGUUUUAAAUCGUUUACUAGUUAUUCAAAUAGAAGUCAUCCUUACGCUAAACCUAAUGUUCAAGGUAGUAGUGUUCAAGAGAAUAAUGUUCCUGUGGGCAAAGUGGUCAGUGGAACUGUGUACCUGAUCUCAGAAGACAGGUUUGAAGUGAACCCAUCAGAGUUUUGUACACCUCUCAUAAAUAUAUUCAAAAGUUUGCCUUCUAAGAGUUAUGAUUCAAAAUCAAAGUUGUGGAAUUUUUCAAUCAAUGAUUAUCAGCAGCUGAUGUCUAAAGUGGCUCCAUUGGCACCUCAUGUAGUGUUAGGCCCAAUCCCACCGUAUGUACUAAGGGUAUUGCGAGAGGAUGCCAUGGACCCCAGUACUGUAGACUUGACUCCUAUUGAAGUCACCUUAAGACAUAAACUCAUGCCAUUCCAGGAAGAAGGAGUAAGGUUUGGUAUAUCCCGGCGAGGUCGCUGCAUGAUAGCGGAUGACAUGGGGCUAGGGAAGACCUUCCAAGCGCUUGCCAUCGCCAGCUACUACAGACACAACUGGCCACUGCUCAUUGUAACCACGUCUUCUAUGAGGUUUACAUGGCAGUCCAAGAUACAGGAGUUGCUCCCCUCAGUUCCCAUGAUGAAUGUAGCCACACUCACUAGUGGCAAGGAUACUCAACUUGUUGCAGAUAAGCAGACUGAAGUGGUGAUAGUGAGUUACAAGAUCACCAGCAUGUAUACAGAUUUGCUGAAGAGUAAGAAGUUUGGAGUGGUUAUUAUAGAUGAAUCUCAUUACCUAAAGUCCCACAAGGCGCAGUGUACCGUGGCGCUGGGCAGUAUCACGCGGCAGUGCACGCGCGCCGUGCUACUCAGUGGCACGCCCGCGCUCAGCAGGCCGGCCGAGCUGUACACUCAACUGGCACUCAUAGAGCCUGGCUUCUUCACCUCGUAUACUGAGUAUGGUAAAAGAUACUGCGACGGUAAGCAAACGAACUUUGGCUGGGAUAUGACGGGCCAGUCCAACCUGACUGAGCUGCAGAUCAUACUACAGAAGCGGUUCCUCAUCAGACGGACAAAGGAACAGGUGCUCACUAAGCUGGAGGGGAAGACUAGAGAGACAGUUCUCCUGGAUCCAUCACUGCUAGACUACAGCCAGGACACGGAGAAAGGACUCUCAGAGAUGGCGGAGGCUUACAAGGCCAGUAAGUCAUCCGACAAACACGCCGCACUCAUUACUUACUUCAGCGAGUCUGCUAAGGUCAAGAUACCCGCUGUAUGUAAAUACAUCCGCUCGCUGGUAGUGUCGCAGCCCGCGAGCAAGUUCCUGGUGUUCGCGCACCACCGCGGCGUCAUCGACGCGGUGUGCGGCACCCUGGACGCGGCGGCCGCGCCAUACAUCUGCAUCGUCGGCUCCACGCCCGCGCAUGCCAGGGCUGAGUUAGUGGACAAGUUCCAGCACAGCCCGUCGUGUCGCUGCGCCGUGCUGUCCAUCACGGCGGCCAACUCCGGCAUCACGCUCACUGCCGCCAACCUCGUACUCUUCGCGGAGCUGCACUGGAACCCAGGGAUCCUGACGCAGGCGGAGUCCCGCGCGCACCGUAUAGGCCAGGCGGGCGCAGUCUGCGUGCGGUACUUGUUGGCCGCGCGGACUGCGGACGACUACAUGUGGCCCAUGUUGCAGAGUAAACUCAAUGUUCUCAACAACGUAGGAUUAAGUAGAGAUACAUUCGAAGAUAGCACGUUAAUACAUCAAGAACCAAAAAACAAUAUUUCACAGUACCUCGCACCGAAUACAACAAAGAACAAAAACGACUAUAUUCCAGGUACAAAUAUUAGGAAGGAUUCAAUGAAAGACAAUGGAAACACCUCAAUGGAUCAGGUGGACGGAGGUAAGGAAUCUAAUGGGGAUGACGUAGACAGAUCCUUCUUAGAUGACGAUGAAGAUGAUGAAUUAUUGGCCAACUUAGAUCUAUAA
Spodoptera littoralis (African cotton leafworm) is the source of this 2100-nucleotide messenger RNA. Lineage: Eukaryota; Metazoa; Arthropoda; Insecta; Lepidoptera; Noctuidae. The record is from the annotation of a GenBank genome assembly.